Molecule: messenger RNA, 921 nt
Organism: Aphis gossypii (cotton aphid)
Lineage: Eukaryota; Metazoa; Arthropoda; Insecta; Hemiptera; Aphididae
Product: trimethylguanosine synthase-like
Exons: 4
Coding region: 48-716 (222 amino acids)
Biological process (GO): 7-methylguanosine RNA capping; 7-methylguanosine cap hypermethylation
Cellular component (GO): nucleus
Molecular function (GO): RNA cap trimethylguanosine synthase activity
Source: RefSeq, a predicted model, not a curated record
AUCGUUGUCAAAAUUUAAUUAAUCAGAACAAUUCAAACUCAAAUCACAUGAAACACACUUGGAAAAAAACUCAUCAUAAUUUUCAAAACCAACAAAUACCGAUGAAAUACUGGGCAAUGAGGUAUAUGUUGUUUUCCAAAUUUAAUAGUGGAAUUCAAUUGGACGAAGAGAGCUUUUAUUCAGUGUGUCCAGAAGUUUUAAGUGACCAUAUAGCAAAACGCUGUGAAAAUAACAUUGUGUGUGAUCCUUUUUGUGGAGCAGGUGGAAAUAUUAUCCAACUAGCCAUGAUAUGCAAAAAAGUUAUAGCAGUUGAUAUCGAUCCGAAUAAGAUAAGAAUGGCACGGCAUAAUGCUGAGAUAUAUGGUGUUGCCGAUAAAAUUGAAUUUAUAGUGGGAGACAUAUUUUUAAUUUAUCCAAAGUUAAAAGCUGACGUUGUAUUUAUGUCACCUCCGUGGGGAGGUCCAGGGUAUUCUCUUACUAAAUGCUACAGUAUAGAAACCAUGUGCAGUGAUCAUGUUGGGGGAGGUUUUAGAAUUUUCGAUAUCGUUAAAACUAUUGCCCCCAACAUAGCAUUUCAUUUGCCAAAAAAUACAAAUAUAUUAGAAUGUGUUAUGUUGGCAAAAGAUUUUGGUAAAGUGGAGAUUCAACAAAACAUUAUUAAUGGGAAGCUGAAUUCUCUUACAGCAUUCUUUGGAGAUUUUUAUUGGAAUACCUAGUAGUUGAUAGUUAGGUUUUAUUUUUUUUAAUAAUUAAUUUGUUUUUUUUUUUUGCUGUUCAAAAUUAUUACCUUUUAUUUCUGAAUUUUAUUUUUUAUUUUUUAUCGUGUAUUUUAUUAUAUAAAAAGAAAAAAGUGAUAAAAGUUCCAAUUUUAUAAUUAAGUUGUAUUACUAUGUUUAAAUUGUAUGUUAAUGUUUUAUUUUU